AUGACCGCUUGUGCAUCGAGACACUUUGUGGCCGAGAAGGUCAAUGCGCUUUGUCUAGUAAACGAUGUGAAUAUCUACACGUCUAAUACGCUUCGAAUAGAGCAUCAAAUGCUUCCUAUAGUGGCAGCCGGUGGUUGGGACAAUGAAACAAACCACGUUACACUGUACUUACCUGUGACUUCUACACGUGAUGAACAAGAGCUGAAAAAGGAGUUCAAACGAGAGAGUAACGAGGCACGUCCAUGUGAGCUGGAUACAUUGGCUGAAGUAGAGCACGAAGGAGACGUGAACGCGUUGCAGUUCGUGUCCACCCGAGACGAAAAUUUGCUGGUUAGCGCGUCGUCCACAGGCGGCGUCUUCGUUUACCACGUGUCUGGGACUGACGAUGCUACUAUGACGGAUGGAGACUCUGUCGGACCAUUGUCAGUAGUGGCUAUGCCUCAGUGGGAGAAAGUCUUUGCUGGCACUCCAGCUACUUGUGUCGAGGUUAGCGAGAAUCGCACGUGUCUUGUGACUGUCAGCGCUGGUGGAGCUCUGGCGUGGCUGAAGCUGGACGACCACGCGAGUAUCGACAAAAUCGAAAACAAGGAUGCAAGCAGACUUCCCAUUAAUGCAGUGAAGUUCCUAGGCCGCGAUUCUGUCGUCGCUACUACUGGCUUAACUCCUGCAAGCCAGCUACGAAUUUGGGACCUCACAGCCAACAACAAGUUUCCGGUCACGACUUGUGCUGAUCUAAACUCAAGGAGUAUCUUGACUACGCUAGAGACGCAUCCAACACGGCCCGAACUGCUGAUCACCGGAACGGACGAUGGUAGUGUGAUCUUUUGGGAUCGCCGCAAACUUGACGCACCGUUCCGAACCGAGGCAUGCCACCAACGCGCGAUUCGAGCACUGAAACUGCAUUCUUCGUCGCCUCGAUAUCUUUACACGGCUGGCGAUGACAAUGUGGUCAAGUGCUGGGACUUUCAUCAUGGUCGUAACCCUUGCGAUCCAGUCGAGUAUGCGCGGUAUAGUGGCUCAACAGCCAGCCAGAAUUUGGCCCCGUUUGGCUCUCUUGGUACUGCUUCCAAGGGACCUGGAGGCUUGCACGUCCAGCAGCUCACCUCGGGGUCGCAGCCAUGGAACGCUCUGGCAAUUCACGCUGAGUCUGACACGCUCAUUGCAGGCUCGGACGCACAGUCCAUAGUGAUCGUGCAGCAGGUAUCGAAGUGGAAACAGUAA
Peronospora farinosa is the source of this 1221-nucleotide messenger RNA. The record is from the annotation of a GenBank genome assembly. NCBI's taxonomy places the organism in Eukaryota, Oomycota, Peronosporomycetes, Peronosporales, Peronosporaceae.